This is a messenger RNA of Trypanosoma theileri, 384 nucleotides long. RefSeq lists its product as uncharacterized. The coding region runs from base 1 to 384 and encodes 127 amino acids. The record is from RefSeq and is a predicted model, not a curated record. Lineage: Eukaryota; Euglenozoa; Kinetoplastea; Trypanosomatida; Trypanosomatidae. The transcript has a single exon.
AUGCUUAAUAACAGAGAGAAGUGCAGUAUAAUAAGGCACCAAAAAAGAAUAAACCCACUCAGCUUACCUCACAGCACUCCCAUCCUUAAGAGGAAAGACGGUAUUAACAUUCAGCACACACAUUCCACAAUAACAGAGCUGAGAAAGAAAAAAAAAAAAACAAUGAAUACUGCUGUCAUUAUUCCUAAACUAUUAUUAAGCAAAGCAAAAGCUGAUGUUAAGAAGAGAUUACACCCGAGAUUUGAGUCUCGAGCUAAAAAAAGAAACUACCCCAAUAUGAGGCCAAAUCACACAGAGGUGCCACCCAUCACCACCACCACCACCACUACUACAAUAUGUCUGUCCAUUCCCUCCCAGCAGCAGUGUAUGGGGGCACCACCAUAA